This is a messenger RNA of Phoenix dactylifera (date palm), 1123 nucleotides long. The record is from RefSeq and is a predicted model, not a curated record. Lineage: Eukaryota; Viridiplantae; Streptophyta; Magnoliopsida; Arecales; Arecaceae.
CUCCAAUAUCAACCCAAUUCUCCUCCCUCUCUCCCCCUUCCCCGGACGCCCCCUUUUCUUGCCGUCAAUUCUACGAUAUCGCGGCGACUCCGUUCUCUUUAGUUAGGGUUUGAGACCUUUCCUAAUCUCCUAGCUCCCCGCCUCUCUCUUUCCACUCUAAUUUGGCUCUGGUUACGUCCUUUGUUUCUAUAAUUGGAGCGGCCAUCGUUGAAUGCCGUAAUUCGGAGGUAAUCAGCGUAGAAGGGCCUUCCUACCGGGAGAAACAGGAGGUUUGAAAUUAUGGAGCACGACAAGACCGAGUGCCAAACUCCCGAAGCUCCAAUUCUAUGUGUCAACAACUGUGGAUUCUUUGGGAGUCCUGCAACCAUGAACAUGUGCUCCAAGUGCCACAAGGAUCUGUUAUUGAAGCAGGAGCAGGCCAAGCUGGUAGCAUCAUCUGUUGAUAGCACUGUAAGUGGCAGUGGUAGUAGCAGUGGAAAAGAGCCAGUAGUUUCUUGGAGUGUAGAUUUUGCUGUUGGUCCGACAGAGCCAAAGACCACAUUGGCAUAUCCAUCUAAUGCUUCGGCCAUAAGCAAGGGUGGUGAGACAAAGGUGAAGGACGGUCCAAACAGGUGCAACACUUGUAGGAAGCGAGUUGGGUUGACUGGGUUCACUUGUCGCUGUGGAAAUCUUUUCUGUGCAAUGCAUCGCUAUUCCGACGAGCAUAACUGCCCAUUUGAUUAUCGAUCAGCAGGCAGGGAUGCUAUAUCCAAAGCCAACCCUGUUGUCAAAGCUGAAAAACUUGACAAAAUCUAGAGAGAUGGACAAGAAGGUUGAUGCAGUUUGGUCAAAGCUUCUUUUAUUGUCUAUGGCUUCCCAAAUCAUGCUGGCUGCUUGUCUUCAUAUGUGUUCUUGGCUAUAAAUGGAUGGAAGUAUGAUGCUGAGGCAUCUCUGCAGCCUCUAGAACUCCUGUAUCGUUGAUUGCUGAAGGUUCCCUUGUUGGCUCUGGUGUGUAAGCUUUGUAUUUGCACUGUGGAUGAUUUCGAGUUAUCAUGAUGUGCUACCUUUAUGAUAUUCUGUUGUGUCCUUCGAAUUGCAUCUCAUUGGUAAUAAUGCCCUAGUGAUGUGAAUGGUUUAUCUCUUA